AUGUCGCUCAACGGACUCGACGAUCCCAAGGUCGCGGAAGCCUUUCGGGCGGCCACAUCAGAGCCUGGAUGGUUCCUCCUCAAGUAUGCCACUCGUGACGAGGUCGAGCUUCUGAGCUCUGGCAGUGGCGGUCUCGGGGAGAUGCGCAACGUUGUGACCGAAUACGACGAGACGAGUCCUCUCUAUGGCUUUUUGAAAUACCGCAGGAGGAAUGUCAUCGUCAAAUACUUGCCAGAGGGCUGCUCGAGGCUCAUCCAAGCUCGCGUGGCCGUCCAUUUCAAUGCCAUCUGCGAACAAUUCUCCCCGUAUGACGCCAAGCUCGAAAUAUCAGAGGCCGCCGAGCUCAAAGACUCCAAGUUGUCAGCAUUGUGCUCGCUGCAUGCCGCCUCCUGCUCUACCUCAUCCUCGACCAGCUCGCUGCGCCGGAGACGCUUGGUGGAGAUAGCCGAGGAGGAGGAAGGAGGGGAAGGGGAGGAAAAACGAGCAACGAAGAGACAGUCCAUUCAGAAGCUCGGCGGUGAUUGCCCCCAAUCACCAGCGGACGACACGAAAGGGGUGGAUUCCGUGACGCUUGAUUCACAGCUUGCCGAAUCACCCGAGAACAGUAGGUUUUCUGCCGGAUCAACAUCAGAGUUGCCAACGUUUGUGGGUAUGGGCAAUCGGCCAACCUCGCCUGCUACGCUGAGCGGGCUUGAGACGAGCCAACUCGGCUACUCCUCGUACCCCUACAGCAGACCCAAGAUCAAGCUCGGGCCCCGUCCUUCGCUGGAGAACGGCGGUCGGCCACAGACUGCGGGAAAUUUCCGGCCGGUUUCCGCCAUACCAGCAGGUUUCAAGCUCUUCAGUAGAGGAAGCAAUAAGAGCCAUGGACGCAAGGACACUCUUCCCGCCGCUUCCCUUCAGGAGGGGAGCGCAGAUCUCAAUUUCUCCUUGUCGACCCCCACCGCUCCCGAAACACUAUCGCGGGUUGAACGCGUCGGAGCGAGACCGGCCACCAGUUCCGGUGCUUCUACCGAAUCACCGUCGAUGCCCCCACCGGCAACGAGGAAGCCAAUCGUCUCUCCCGAGAAGGCGCGCCUGAUCAAAGCGAUGCAGCUGCGGGAGAAGAAGAAGAAGAUGAGCUUGCAAACGCCGAUCGCAUCAUCCACACUGAGCGAACCCACUACGGAAGCCGGGGAGCCUGGUGCGGAGGACAUCCGGGACAGAGCCACGGAUCUGGAGGAAGCCUCGCCUCCCGCCAACGCAGACUGCAGCAGCGAUGCCGAGAAUGGCACGGCCAAGGUUGAUUCUGUGAUGGCGGAUCGAACACCAUGUUUGACACAGCCGGAUUCUCGACCACCAAGUCCAAUGGUCGCAUCCUCGGAGACGGAGCAGUCAACAACGGCGUCGUCGCUUUCAGAGUCAACCGACGACACGGUGCGAGCAAAGAAUGCGGAAACGCCGCUGGAUCACGACAAUCCUGAACUCGAACCUCAUCACGAAGAUCUGGUGCAAACUACUAUGCUCCAAGACAAGAAUUCGAGCGAGCCAAUACGUGAAGAAACGACGGCUCCGUCGUUGGUUGAUCGGACAGAAGCCGGCGUUGAGCUCGGCCUGGCUGUUCCAGAAUCUGACCUCAUCGUCGCCGCCGUUCGAACGGAAGAACGUGAACAUGGUACUAUCCUUUCGGAUCCAUCAAGUUCCAUCGUCUUCGAGAGCGUCGCCCAGGAAGAGUACGCGACACAGACCACGCCGUGCACAGAUUCAUGUGCUAGCGAAACGGUCAACAUCGAUGCCGACGACUCUCAAAAGUUUGUUCCUGCGACAAGUUCAGAAGCUUCUACCAGCGCCCCGCCGGAUACGGAAAUUGCAAACGAGUCGCUUGAGAGCGCGGCUUCAAAUUCGAUUCAGGAGUCGCCACCGGCUGAUGCUAAGACCACCAUAACAGCGCAAGACGAUCAAGCAACUCCUUCUGAACAAGAAUAUGUCUUGGGAACCAAGAGCUUGGCACGAGAUUUGCCAUCACCUGGAAAGGAUCUCGCACGGCCAAUUGGGGCGUCUCAAGAAUUGAGCGUUAUUGUUGAAACAAUACCCAGCCUUUCCUCACAGGAUGCUACCGAAGAGAGACAAGACGAGGGGGCAACCAGCGUCGAGCCUGAGAUAAUCUCAGCCAUGAUGGACCAGCCCAAGCAAAGGCCUAUCAUUGAACCCAUCGACACAAACCCUGCACAUCACGGCCGGGAAGACGCCCGCUCGGAGGCCAACUUCUCGGAUGACGACGAGCUGAUGGAUGAAUUGCAGGGUGCAGCUGUUGAAGAAGCCAGGCCAGUGCUUGUGGCGAUGACGCCGAGCUCGGCCACUUUCCCCACAGCCGAAAGCAAGGAGGAACUUGCAGAACUCGACGCAUCGAAGCCGUCCAUAUCUCGCACCAUUUCUAAUCCUGUUCGGGGCAACCUUGCUGUCCGGAACAAUCAAUCGACACGGUCGGCCAGCACUGGGACGGGACACCCGGAACAGUCCUCGAAACAUCUACAACCCGGUUCCAACUUGGCCAAGAAAUCCAACAUUGGCUCGAGCAUCUCCCAGCGAAUCAAGGCGCUGGAGAAGUUGUCGGCUGCAACCGGAGAACCAGUGGCAUCUUCUACCACACGAGACCGGCCGUCGUCGGCUUUCUUUGCCGUGAAAAAACGGGAACCACCGAAGACGGCGUCUGUUAUGGAGAGGGCGAAUUCGUUGCGCAACGCUCCCGAUCUACCGUUUCGAUCAAUGGAAUCAUCUCAAGAUACUGCGAAGCUGACACGACCAGAGCGUUCUGGCUCGGUGACGAGUCGCCUGUCCAUGUUCGAGUCGUCGCCUGGUGCCGCUGCCUCGGGCUUCUCUCAGCGAGGUCGCUCCGAGUACGUCUCUGUCACCGCCAAAAUUAUUCGAGAUCCGAAUCAGCAAAUCAAGGCUGGCUAUGCACCCCCCACAAAUCCCUCAGAAUACAGACACCUAGAUCUCAAGCAAUCGCCGCUCUUAGUCGACCACCGAAAGCCAACUCCUGAGCCGGUGCCGGUGGACGUCGACCCAGGUUCGGAAAGGAGAUCCGGGUCUCGGGAGCGUGGCAAGCUUACCAAAUCACACCCGUCUCUGAGCAUCGUCAAGGACUUUCUCAAGGACCGUCGCAAGUCUGUCACGCCGAAUCAAGGAGAUACUUUCCCGGGACCGGCUCUUAUCAAUACAUCACGGUCGCCCUCUCGACCUCCGUCUGCUAACCAAGCUGGUGCUUUCUCCCCUAGGGUAUCUGUCAGCAGUCACUGCUCAUCCGUUGGCAAAGAUGUUGAUAUCAUGGUGUCUCCUGUUCAGGAUAGCUUUGGAGAGGACGCCAAGUCAGCUAACGGAGACAAGAAGCUGUCUCGAGCGGGACGAUUCAUGCGUCGCCUGUCCAAUCUGUCUGGAUCCCGGACCAAAAUCUCACCUCCUGGAAUCUCGCCCACAGUCACGGAGGAGAAUAUGGCAGAGCACAUGGCGACGAGACCAGCCACAACUGGAUCGCCCACUAUUGUGUCCUACGUGGGGGACGUGAAUGUGCAGUUCCCCGAUAACUUGCUCUGGAAGCGCCGCUGCAUGUGUCUCGACUCCCAGGGUUUCCUCAUUCUCGGCACUCUGCCGGCUCAGAGGAACCGCCAGGCACAAGGCACCAAGCGGUACCACCUCGGAGAGUUCCGGCCUCCGUACAUACCUGAUGUGGAGGUCCAGGAACUGCCAAAUAGCGUUGUCCUGGACUUUAUCGGAGGCACUAGCAUUCAGAUCGCCUGCGAGGAUAGGGCCGGGCAGAUGAAUGCGCUGAACAUUCUACAAGACGCCCAUCUCACUCGUGGAGCCACCUACGGGCUUUGA
Drechmeria coniospora is the source of this 3858-nucleotide messenger RNA. RefSeq names its product prolipoprotein diacylglyceryl transferase. Bases 1 to 3858 code for a protein of 1285 amino acids. Gene Ontology annotation, molecular function: actin binding. The record is from RefSeq and is a predicted model, not a curated record. NCBI's taxonomy places the organism in Eukaryota, Fungi, Ascomycota, Sordariomycetes, Hypocreales, Ophiocordycipitaceae. The transcript is spliced from 4 exons.